Messenger RNA from Fusarium pseudograminearum CS3096, 999 nucleotides. RefSeq lists its product as uncharacterized. Lineage: Eukaryota; Fungi; Ascomycota; Sordariomycetes; Hypocreales; Nectriaceae. The transcript has 3 exons. The record is from RefSeq and is a predicted model, not a curated record. Bases 1 to 999 code for a protein of 332 amino acids.
AUGCGUGUCCUCGCUCUCUUGGCUGCUGCCCUUUCAGUGUCCCUUGUUGAGGCCGUUCCCGCUCAUAAGCCUGCCCAAAAGGAGUAUGUUGAGUAUCUCAUCUCAACGUUUAGUGACCCAACUCCAGAAGUCCAAUGGCAUCUUUCAGAUGGAAAGUCAGCUUCAAGCUUUAAUUUUUUGAACGGCGGCAAACCAGUCUUGACGAGUAACGUUGGUACCAAAGGCGUCAGGGAUAUCUUCCUCGCCACAAACAGCAAGCGUUCCGAAUACUUUACCAUUGCCACCGACUUAGAUAUCAACGCUCAAGGGUUUUCUUGGGACUGGGCCACGCGGAAUGGAAGUCGGGGUCUUGUUGUUUGGUCUUCGAAGGAUCUUGUCAAUUGGUCCAAGCCUUCACUAAGAAUUAUUGAGUCUCCCACUGCAGGGAUGACAUGGGCACCUUCUGUUGUAUGGGAUGAUGCUACCAAUCAAUACUACGUCUUUUGGGCAUCGCGACACUACGCGACUUCUGAUACCCAGCACAAAGGCGAGGCAACUCUGGAUAAGAUUCGGUUUGCCACCACGAAAGACUUUGUCAAAUUUAGCGCCCCUAAAGACUACCAUGCUCCCGAGGGCACCGGCCUAAUCGACCAGGAGUUCCAGUACCUCGGCAAGCCAGGCCAUUUCGUUCGUUUUCUCAAGAACGAAACCGUCAACCAAGUAUACCAAGAAAGCACAGCGACUGGUCUCUUUGGGACGUGGACUCGUGUACCAGGAUAUGUUCGACCUGAGUCACCGCUCGAAGGGCCUGGCUCAUUCGCCGAUCUUCGCACCCCCGGACUGUAUCAUCUACUCCUUGACGACUAUACCCAGUAUAUUUCCUUCCAGACUUCUAACAUUCUAUCUCCAACUUGGGAGAAGUCGGACUUUCCCAACUUUCCCAGGGGCUUGAAGCAUGGCUCUGUGACGCCUCUUACCAAAAAGGAGUACGAUGCGGUUGUUGCAAAGUAUGGAAAAUAA